Molecule: messenger RNA, 357 nt
Organism: Malassezia vespertilionis
Lineage: Eukaryota; Fungi; Basidiomycota; Malasseziomycetes; Malasseziales; Malasseziaceae
Exons: 1
Coding region: 1-357 (118 amino acids)
Source: RefSeq, a predicted model, not a curated record
AUGUGCAGCGGACGUGGCGUGCCUAGGCGCCCCUUGCGUGCGCUCUCUGCGCGCGAGGUCGAGCAGCGCAGCGCGCGCGCGGGCAAGGCGCCAGCGAACGAGGCGCCUCUUCAGCACGUGUGUGCGGAGAUGCGCCGGCUGCAGCUUGCUGGGCACACGCCGCGCCGUGCGCCGCAACGUCCUGAUCGAGACGCGCACGCGCCUGCGUCGCGGCUAAAGCAGCGAGCGCCGCUGCCUCCGUUCACUGUGUACCAAGACGAUGGUGCGCACGGACCUGAGCCUGUGCCGUUUUGCAUCCACACACGCGCAAUGCGUGCCGCCGAGGCCGAGGCCGAGAAAGAAAAUCGUGCCGUCUAG